Messenger RNA from Eimeria acervulina, 4365 nucleotides. RefSeq lists its product as hypothetical. Lineage: Eukaryota; Apicomplexa; Conoidasida; Eucoccidiorida; Eimeriidae. The transcript has 2 exons. The record is from RefSeq and is a predicted model, not a curated record. Gene Ontology annotation, biological process: protein phosphorylation. Gene Ontology annotation, molecular function: ATP binding; protein kinase activity. The coding region runs from base 1 to 4365 and encodes 1454 amino acids.
AUGGGGGGCCCCCCUCCUGCUGCACGUUCAGCAGGGCCUGUGCAGUCUCUUAUUUACUCAUUAGAGAACAAAGGAGGCUCCCGCCUGCUGCAAAGCGCAGUCAGCCGCCAGCAGCGUAGCCGCUACGAUCGUCUCGUAGGUUUCCUUGCUGGUCAGGGGAGGCCCCAGGUGUCUCCUUUUGGGCCCCCCAACGAGCAGCAGCUGCUGCAGCAGCAACAGCAGCUUGUUAGGGAGUUGUUGCGGGCCCCUUCUGCUGCUUCUGCUUCUGCUGCUUCUGCAGCUUCAGCAGCACCGAAGGGGGAGGAGCAGAAGCCUACAGACACGCACUGUCAGCCGUCCUCCUCUUCUUCUAAACCCUCUUUAGGCUAUCUGUUUGCUUUAUUGCGACAGCCUCUAACAUUAUCGCUGCGUCAGGGGGCCUCAGGGGGGCCCCUCCUGAGGGUCCCCCUUGGAGAAGACUCACUGGGGAGACACCGGAAGCGGAGACACCGAGAAGAUGUGUGUCUCUGUUUACUCGAGAUAGCUUCUCUUGACUUAAGGCUGCGUCUGUCUCUGUUGCAGAGUGCCUUAAAGACCUGGGAUCGACGAUCCCGGAUCUACAAGGGAAGAGACAUCGCCCUCAAAGGGCAUCAAUACCAGCAGCGCGCAGCAGCAACUGAAGAGCUCCACCCCACAGCAGCAGCAGCAGCAACAACAACAACAGCAGCAGCCAUUGAGGGCCCUUUGGGACCUGGGGAUCGUCUCCUCCUCCCCACAAAGGCGCCUGCUCAGGAGACCCGGAAGGGAGACUGGCUGAUUGCGCUGUCUGUUGAGGUGUCUCCUCAGGGUGGUGCUGCUGCAGCUGUCCCCUUAAAGGCAGCAGAGAAGCUGCUGCAGUCUCUACCAGCAGCAAACGAGACAGUUUGCUGCGUAUGGAGGGGAGCACGAACGCGAAUAAAGAGCGUUGUUGCUGCAGCAGAAAAAGGCUUGCUGCUGCUGCCUGAUGCAGCAACAGAGGAGACACCUCUCUCCUCAGCAGCACGUGGGCCCCUAGGGCCCCCAGGGCCCCCAGGGAGGAGAAAGGAGACAGUAAAGGAACCCGUCUUAUGUACUUGGAAGCCGGAGGUAGCGUUCUGCUGCGUAGAUGGUGUUGAACCCGUUGCAGUAGCAAACGAAGAGACAUAUGUUGACACCUCUAAUCCUGAUAAUCUGCUGCUGCAGCUGCCUCUACAGUCUCUCUCAGCCCUUCGGGUGUAUGUGCCACUGCGAGUCAAACGCGGUGCACCCCCAGCUGUCUCCUCUCUCCUUGUUAAGCUGCGCCUCUCCUGCAGAUCUGCUGCAGUUCCUCCUGCUCCUGCUCCUUCUCCUGCAGCAGAAGCAGCAGCAGCAGCAGCAGCAGCAGCAGCAGCAGGAACGGAGACAGCGGAAAGUGUCUCUCGCUGGCUGCCUCUAGCUGAUGGUUUGUUUACUCUAUGCGAGCAAAAGGCCCUAGGCCUUGUGCAGCUGUCUCCUCCUAUUAAAAGCAACCCCACACAAAGACGCACCUCACACCGCCAUCUCGGCUUCGCGGGGAUCGCCAGGAUCGACGUCUCCACCGCUGGGAUCGUCUACUCCGCCGACCCCACACCUCUCCAACACCAUCAUGACAGCAGCAUCACAGAAGCACACUUGAAGCACAUGCACAUGAAGCAGCAACUGCACCUGAAGCAGCAGCAGUUGCAGCACCAUCGACACACACACACACACCAAGUGCGGCACCACCACCACCAGCAGCAACAGCAGCAGCAGCAGCAGCAACAGCAAACGCGGGAGAAACAACUGCAGCAAACGCAAGAGCAGCAACAACAGAAACAAGAUCAACAACAACAGGAGCAACAACUACCAGAGCCACAAAAACACCAAGAGCAACAGCAGCAGAAGCAGGAGCAGCAGCAGCAACAACAACAACAGCAACAACAACAAAAGCAAGAGCAACAAGAGCAGCAACAGCAGCAGCCGCAGCAGCCGCAGCAGAAGCCUCAGGAGCAGCAGCAGCAGCAGCAGCAGCAGCAGGAGCAGCAACAGCAACAGCAGCAGCAGCAGCAACAGCAGCAGCAACAACAACAACAACAGCAAGAACAGCAGCAGCAGCAGCAGGAGCAACUCGCUGCUGAGGCUUCGGCCCCAACUUCUGCUCCCGAGAUCUUUCAGCUGGGGGCUGUGGGCCCCUCUCCUGCUGCUGAUCGUGCUGCUGCUGUUGCUGCUGCUGCUGCUGCUGCUGUGGCAAGUUCCACAGUCUCUCGGUCUCUUAACAACAAUGCCUUUUCGCCCGCUCUGAGGCACCAGCUGCAGCCGGCACAGCAGCAGCAGCAGCAGCAGCAGCAAGGAGCAGCAGCAGCGAACAUCCCACCACCCUACAGGGUGGUUUUUCGCUUGAACCGUCCCCAGCAGCUGCAGCAGCAACAGCUGCUGCAGCAGCAGCAGCAGCAGCAUAUGCCGUUUCCUACAGUGCCUGCACCCGUCAGGGUCUUCUUCCGUUUAGGUGCUAAUCCCCAGCAACAGCAGCAGCAGCUGCAGCAGCAGCAGCUGCAGCAACUGCAACAGCAACAGCUGAUGUACCUCCCAGGGGGGAAUCAAGAACUCCAUCAGCAGCAGCAGCAGCAACAACAGCAGCAGCAGCAGCUGGGCUGGAAGACGUCGCCUGUAAGCUAUGCAUGCGCUGGGGGCUCGCUGCAGCGGCUUGAGGAGCUGCUGCUGCUGCUGCAGCAGCAGCCUAGCACUUUGCAUUCAACGGGUCUUGUAUGGAGACGCGAAAGGAGACAGUUUCCUGCCUCUGUUGAGGAGUUGCUGCUGCAGCUGUCACCUUUAAAAAUACUCAAGACAGACAGAGCCCGCACCCUUACUCUUGUCUCUCUCAACCACCCCCCUCCAUCUGCUGCUGCUUCUGCUGCUACACCUGCUGCUGGUACUGCUGCUUCACCUGCUGCUGCUGCACCUGCUGCUGGGAGCAGUGGGGUGUAUGUGCUGGAGGCGAUCCUAAAGAGCGAAUUGCUGGAUCCCUUCGCCUAUGUUGAAUGCCUCCUCGGGUGUACGUACACCGCAGCUGCUGCAGAUCAGCAGGGCGGCCUUUCAUCUGCAAGUGGGGAGAGCAGCAACAGCAGCAACAGCAGCAGCAGCAGCAACAACAACAACAACAGCAGCAACGACAGCAGCAAGAACAGCAGCAAUAACACCAGCAAAACCAGCAGCAACACCAACAGCAGCAGCAGCAGCAGUAGCAGCAACAGCAACAGCAGUAGCAGCAGCAGUAGCAGCAGCAGCUGCCCGCUUGUUCUUUUUUCGUCUCCUUUGCUGCUGAAGCUGUAUGGAGUGUAUCAUGAUGCGUGUUGUUUGUACAUCUUGAGGGAGUGGCUGCAGCCCCCCGUUUGUAAGCUGCAGCAUCUGCUGUCUCCUCCUUUGGAGUUUAAGUUAAACGAAGAGAUCAUUAGGUGUUUGGUGCAGCAGGUGCUGCAGGCGGUGCUGCUGCUGCAGCAGCAGCCGCUGCAGCAGCAGCAACGCAGGGGAUGCCUUCAGCUAACACCCGAUAUAAUAUAUUUUCAAGAUAUUCGUCGUGUAGUAGUCGGUCUCCCUGAUGCUGCUCCUUUCUUAAAGAUUGAGACAAGCAAGGAGACAGGAUGUCUCUCUGCUGCUGCUCCUUGCUGCAGUGUCUCUCCCUACAGCGCUGCAGGGGCCCCUCAGCAUGCUGCAGCAACUGGUGCAGCAACUGCUGCAGCAACUGCUGCAGCAACUGCUGCAGCAGCAAAUAGCCUGCAGCAGCAACAAGUCAACUUCUCUUGCAUCCCUAUUGCUUAUCUCUCUCCGGAGGAACUAGGGGCCCCUUCUCCAACAAACGAUGCUGCUGCUCGUGCUGCUCCUGCUGCUGCUGCAGCAGCAGCACCUACUGCAGCAGCAUCUACUGCAGCAGCACCUACUGCAGCAGCAUCUACUGCAGCAGCACCUACUGCAGCAGCAGCUCCAGCAGCACCUACUGCAGCAUCAACAGCAGCACCUACCGCAGCAGCAGCAGCAGCAGCACCUACUGCAGCAGCAGCAGCAGGACCUGCAGCAGCAGCAGCACCUACCGCAGCAGCAGCAGCAGCUGCUGCUGCUGCUGCUGCUGAUAUGUGGCGGGUGGGAGUGCUUACGCUGCAUUUAUUGCUGAGGAAGUCUCCCUUCGUAACAAAUUCGCGGGGUGCACUAAAAAAGCUCUUAGAGAGAAGGGGGCUGAUCGGAGAGUUUUUGUUGUCUUUGCGCGGAGCAUCGCUGGAGUUAAAAGACUUCUUAGCGGGGUGUCUGCAGAUACACCCGAAUGAACGCCUAACUGCAGAGGAGGCCCUCAGACAUCCUUGGAUAAACCCUAAACCCUAA